This is a messenger RNA of Somion occarium, 1220 nucleotides long. Lineage: Eukaryota; Fungi; Basidiomycota; Agaricomycetes; Polyporales; Cerrenaceae. The record is from the annotation of a GenBank genome assembly.
UCGCACAUCCAGAGUCAGAGCAGUCAAUCCAUCCUUCGCCGACCGGCGAGAAUGCGCUCAAGUGCUCUCUCCUGGAUCAUCGGGUGCAGAACAGACGUACGGUUAGUGUUUGGAGGGCUUUGGGAAUGAAGGAUCACGCUUGCUUGAGCGCUCGCUGGCUUGUCUUCACCUCAUUCUGGACUCUGGAGGUUUCAUGUUCGUCCAGCAUUUUACUUAUAGUACUGUAGCUACGACGUUGGAUGUCGCUUCUUGCAUCCUAUGUACUACUUACUGUUCUGAACUAGGCCACUGUUUUUCCCGGGACUCCUCCUCUGAUGCUAGCUGGCCCCUCGGACAACGUCAUGCUCUCCACUGGUGGCCCAUAUAAUGUACACCUGCACAACGGAAAUAUCCAUAUAAUACCCUCUCUACCAGCUGAUACUACUCUGCCCCUGAUAUGGAUACUGAAUCGAAGAAGGCGACUUAUCAUUCCCCGGCCUACACGACAGCUGGGGAAACCAUGAUGAGUUUCCAGCCCAUCAAGUCCAUUCAUCAGCAUUUGUGUGCCUUCCAUGUCUAUGCAGACGACCAUACUCGUCAUGUAGAAGCACAUCACUAUUGCACUCACCGCUCUCAUGAUUUCCACCAAUGCAUCAUCUAUGAUUCCGAUGAACCUGGUGCUAGGUUGAUCGGAAUUGAGUAUAUCGUUUCCGAGAAGAUAUUCAAUGAAUUGUCUCAGGAAGAGAAGAAGUAUUGGCAUUCCCAUAAAUAUGAGAUUGAAAGUGGGUUAUUGCAAAUGCAAGUCAAGAGUGCUGUUCCAGUGUCCGCGACCGAUCUAGCGGAGCAGCCUGCAAUGCUAGAGUUACAGCAGACAUAUGGUAAAACCAUCCACACCUGGGCCUAUGACAUCCAUCCCGAAUUUCCUAUUGGUCCGCCCAACCUAAUGAUGGCGUAUACUGCUGAUGGGCAAGGUCCACCUCCUGACAUGCUCAAGAUCCGAGAUGAGAAAUGCGGCAUGGAUACGGAGGCGAAGAGGAAGCUGCGUUCUGGAUACCUGCCACCGUACCAGAAAGUGAGAGAUGCCGAUGAAUGGGAGAAGACUGGCAAGGCCAUUACAUUUGAGGCUGUGGUAAAGGAUAUCAAAAAGUAACAGAUCGGGUCCUCCUUGUGACCGUCAGGCGUCAUGUACACUACUACACUCUCCGAAAUAAUGUUAUCUGAAGAUCCUCAUUUAUAUACUC